AUGGGAAAUCUGGCCAUUGUUCUCCUACUACUGUGCAUUCUGUCAAGCUGGGAGGCCGUUCAAGGUUAUCCUUUUCGUGAGCUGAUUUUUAGUUGCGUAACGCACGUGCAGUGCAUGAGCCCUAAGAUCUGUGAUGCUGGUAGCUGCAAGGCGUUUCGUUGCAAAGACAACAGCGAGUGCCGCAAAAACUUGAAUUGUGUGUCUGGCUUCUGUCUGUAUCGGGAUGGAGGGUUGCACGAAGACGACAUAUUUCGCAAUAUAGGGAGACCUUGCAAAAUCAGCCCCGAUUGCUACUACGAUAUGGUUUGCCAAAAUGGAUCUUGCCAGCGCAAUCCCAGGUCAUGAAUUGGAAUCGACUGCGGCGUCAAGGCUACAUGCACUUCAAUGACGACGAUGGAGAUACGUCCAGGAACGCUACGAUCCUGUAAUCUCAGAAUAAAGAAAAUACCUUACAACCUUA
Molecule: messenger RNA, 460 nt
Organism: Ixodes scapularis (black-legged tick)
Lineage: Eukaryota; Metazoa; Arthropoda; Arachnida; Ixodida; Ixodidae
Exons: 7
Coding region: 1-345 (114 amino acids)
Source: RefSeq, a predicted model, not a curated record